This is a messenger RNA of Helianthus annuus (common sunflower), 2286 nucleotides long. RefSeq lists its product as uncharacterized. The record is from RefSeq and is a predicted model, not a curated record. The transcript has a single exon. NCBI's taxonomy places the organism in Eukaryota, Viridiplantae, Streptophyta, Magnoliopsida, Asterales, Asteraceae. Bases 1 to 2286 code for a protein of 761 amino acids.
AUGAGUACCUUAGAAUAUUAUGUACCAGGUGUAUAUUCACAUGGGGACUGCCACAAAAUAGUGGAUUCGUUAGAAUGCGGCACCAGCAGCCAGACCCAGACCUUGGAGUAUAUAUGUUCCAUGGUAGAUGACUGGGAAAUUCAAGGCACAUAUAGUGAACCAAUGGUGUGGAUUGGGAUCUACAUUGCAGUAGCAUCAUUACUUUGCAUCCUUGCCAUGGCCGCAGAUCUGUUGCAUGGUUUCUGGAAUAAUAAGUUAUGGUUUCCAUGUAAAUACUUUUCCCUCAAUGCUGCAUCUAUUACUGUGAUAACGGUCACCAUGAAACUGCCUGUGGAUCUAAGCAGUGAGAUGCCGAGUUACAUGGACCAAGCAGCCAAACUAGGAAGUUUGGCUUUCAUGUGCACCAUGAUGACUAACUUUAUGCCGUCUUUGGCAGCCAUGGACAACAAGACACUUCUUGCAAAUAUCAUAGGUUUGUCCAUUCUCGUUAUCACCAUGAUUGUAAAUAUUUGCAUUGACAUAUAUACUGGUGCUAUCAAGCAUAUAAAUCUCAAUCUUCUAAGUGUCUAUAGUUCUAGUUUUGACUGUGUUGUGGUCGCAUACAUCUACAUGGCUAUGAUCCUUUUGUUACUAAUAAUAAUGAUUUCUGCAUCCCUAAUAAUUCCAACCUCUAAGGAAAUAUUAGAAGUCAGGUAUCAAACCAGAAACAAAACUUAUUUAACUGAUCAGCAUCCAGAACAUACCCAAAGGUCUAUAGUUGAGAAACUAAGGCAACAUGUGACAAGAUAUUGGGUCAUGGCAGAAACUGGUAGCCCUCAAUUUGUGAUGGCUAGCAUACCAUUAUCCACUGCUUCUGCGGUAAUUUGUGGAAUUGUAUUAAUCCUGAACUUAUUUGUGGUAUUCGAAGUUCCGUUUGGAUACCAUGGAAAACAAAAAGUAUAUGGAUCAGCAUACAAAUGGUCAAUACUUUUCAUUGUCAUAACACAAUCCAUUGGGGUCCUGGUGGGUGCCAUUGCUCCCAUAUUUAGAUGUUUUUCUGUUUUGAGCUUCAAGUUGGUCAUCAAAUGGAACAUGAUUCAUUUGAUGGUUUUAGAAGUAGAAGAAUACUGGACCCAAAAGCUGAGUGAGUGGAAACAAAGUCCUAUACAUUUUUUAUCAAGCGGUAGAUCAAGAACUCUUGUCUAUAAUUUAAAAGGUAUCAUUAUAAGCCUUUGCAUUAAACUUCAAAAGGUAAUUGUCAUUUCGUGCAAAGGGAUAUCACUCAUCCCGACAGUCAUCCCAAUAUAUGUCGUCUACUAUUGGAAGUCAGUGGAGGCAAUGCUGGUUACUCAACCCGACGAAUCCGGAACGGACAAUACAGAUGGCGACCUUAGCAACUACGUUUUACAAAUUCAUGAUGAGAUGGAGCUUGUUGAGACAACACUGAUGCGAAUAUCGAACUCUGUGAAUUCCUACAUUUUAGAGGCCGAGAAGGAACAAAACAAGGAUCUUUUAGAGCUUCUUGAUAAAUUCACUGGAUUCAAGGGAGUAGAGAACUUUGACACCGAUCAUGUUCAAUCUCUGCUUUCUUUUGAAAUUGUUAACAGCUGGAGCUUACCAAUAGUGACCUUAACAUGCAUAGCUGUCGCUCUCCCAAACAUCCCUAAAGACAAAACUAAGAGCUUGUUAAGAAGUGUUGGUGAAGGUCUUUCAUACACCCAUCAGGUGGAAGAAAACCUCAACUGUGAAAAAGAAUAUGUAAAUAUCCGAAAAGCGACCAUAAUCUUAUGGAAUGAGGUCGAACACAAAUGCAAGUGGUUGGACAAGGCUCUACAGAAAGAUGAUUUUAGAGGUAAAACAACAAGAGAGAUUCUUAAAUGGUUUUCUAACAGAGCCAAUGAAUUUGUGACAGAAUUCAACAGAAGUAUCAAUGGAGAGAUGGUGCAGAACCCUCCGAAGGAGUUGAUUGCUGCCAAUUCAAUGUACCGAAUUGCAGAAACAAUCUUGCUUAGAGACGAAAGCAACAGAGAAGCAACUACCGAAAAACAGUUGUUUGCCCUUUUAAGUGGCAUGAUUGCAGACAUAUUGGGUGCUUGCUUCACUAACUUACCACGAGUCAUAAUAGUCAAAUGCCAUGAAAGCGUGAUAGAGAAAAGAGAGGCAAGUGUCAAGGCUGCAGCCAAGCUUCUUGGCAAGACUUCAAAAAUAAUAGAAAGGCUCGAGGCAUGUGAACUGCCAAGCAUGGACCCUGAUAAGAUGUCAUACGUUGAUGAGUGGCGUCUUUAUUUGAAGCAAAUAAUCCCUUAA